Molecule: messenger RNA, 658 nt
Organism: Durio zibethinus
Lineage: Eukaryota; Viridiplantae; Streptophyta; Magnoliopsida; Malvales; Malvaceae
Source: RefSeq, a predicted model, not a curated record
AUGAUCAAGGUUCAUCAUAUUGCAGCUGCUACUGCGCCUCCUUCCUCUUCUUCUUCUUCUUCUUCUUCUUAUGUCACUUCAAGGAGAGAAACAUUCACCGUAUGGAUGAAAUCCCUUGUGAUGCAAGGAAAUGGAUGCACUGUUUAUAAUGAAAAUGGUGAGAUUGUUUAUCGAAUUGAUAAUUAUGAUAAAAAAUGCAGCAAUGAAGUUUACCUCAUGGAUCUUCAAGGCAAAGUUCUCUUCACCAUAUUAAGAAAGAAACAAUGGUUUUUCAGAAGAUGGGUGGGCGAUAGAUGUAAUGAUUUAAAUCUGAAUACUGAUGAGAAGCUGCAGUUUCAAGUAAGAAAAAACUUGAGAAAUAUUCUUAAAGGAGAUUUAUCCUGUCAAGUAAUCAUGAUUUGUUUUGAUAAUAUUGGCCAAGCAAGCAGCUGCUAUAGAAUAAAAGGCUUGGAAGCUGGUAAAUCAGCUUUUAAAAUAACAGAUGACAAUGGAAAAGUGGCUGCUGAGGCAAAGAGGAAACUGUCAUCUUCAGGGGUUCUAUUAGGAGAGGAUGUAUUAACCUCGGAAGUUGAGCCACAUGUAGAUCAUUGUCUUCUCAUGGCUUUGGUCACUGUUUAUGGACUAAUUCAUCAUAGAUUGUGAACAAGUGUUUGAAAAG